AUGAACAUGAAAAUUCGUUUGCGACCCCGUUCAUGUAAACUUUCGAUCGACAAUAAAUUGCGCAGCAAGAGGUUGUCAUGUUCAAGCACCUUUCUAUCUUUUGGACAGGUUUUUUCAGAUUGCCAUUUCUGGGCAACCAUUACCCAGCUUCGAUUUCUGUACAUCUGGUGCCACUGGAACGGCAUUAUAUCUUAUACUGCGAUAGAUCCAGCCGAAAGCAACAAUUACGGAAGCUCUAGAGGACAGCCCCACUCAUUUACGCUUGGUUUAAAAUAUUUCACACUCGAUUUCACCGAACACCUGGCUCGGCAAAGACUUGGUCAUGAGUCUUUGCAUGUACACAAGGCGUCGUCUGCAGCUGAUAGACGCACACCCUUCAAGCUUAUGUUAUGGUUUGGACAGCUCUUUGCGCUCCGUCUCAUUUCAAUUUAUUUGAUCCGCGAUGAAUAUCUUGUGGCUCGCCAAAUUCUUGCAGCCACGAUGGGAAUUUUGAUUGAAACCCCGGAGCACACAACCCAAGACUCUUUGAACGUGCCAGUCACCUCCCUCUUCUUUACUGUAGAUUAA
Molecule: messenger RNA, 567 nt
Organism: Plasmopara halstedii
Lineage: Eukaryota; Oomycota; Peronosporomycetes; Peronosporales; Peronosporaceae
Exons: 11
Coding region: 1-567 (188 amino acids)
Source: RefSeq, a predicted model, not a curated record